GGCGGAGCAUGGCGGUGCUGGAGGGGCUGUGCUUGGCGGCAGCUGCCGCCUUGGCUUGGGGCUUCCUCUGGGUUCGGGACGCUUCGGAACGAAGCUGGAGUCCCGAGCACGCCGGCCUGCAGAGGGGGGGAAACCGGACCCUUCUGGUCAUCGCACACCCCGACGACGAAGCCAUGUUCUUCGCGCCCACGGUUUUAGGCUUGCAUCGCCUCCAGCGCCGGGUGUCCUUGCUUUGCUUCUCCGCUGGAAAUUACUACAAUCAAGGGGAGAUUCGUAAGAAAGAACUUUUGCAGAGUUGUGAGGUUUUGGGGAUUUCGCCCUCCCAUGUGAUGAUUAUUGAAAACAGGGACUUCCCAGAUGACCCAGGGGUACAGUGGGACACAGAGCAUGUGGCCAGUGUCCUCCUCCAGCAUAUCCAAGUGAAUGGCAUCGAUCUGGUGGUGACUUUUGAUGCUGGAGGAGUAAGUGGUCACAGUAAUCACAUCUCUCUGUAUGCGGCUGUGAGGUCCUUGCACUCUGAAGGAAAGUUACCUAAAGGGUGUGCUGUACUCACGCUGCAGUCUGUGAAUUUGCUGCGCAAGUACAUCUCCUUUCUGGAUCUGCCUUUUUCUCUGCGCCGUACCCAGGAUGUUCUCUUUGUGCUCACCAGCAAGGAAGUGGCGCAUGCCAAGAGAGCCAUGUUCUGCCACCGCAGCCAGCUUCUCUGGUUUCGCCGCCUCUAUAUUCUCUUCUCUCGGUACAUGAGAAUCAACUCUCUGGAUUUCCUCUGAAGCCCAAAGUUUCCUGAUCCAGGAGAGAAGGAAAGAAAGACCAGGAAGUCCAGGGCCUGGUGUGGAGUCAGUUCAUCUCUCUGAGCUGAAGGACAGCCCCCAGCAGGGUUGCUUGAAACUUUGUUCAUGUUUGGUGGCCAGACAGGCCACAGUGCUCUCCAGACUCCAACAGCUGCGUUGUCGUCGUCUUCCUUUUUUUUUUUUUUUAUUAUUGUCAUACAAUAUUUAUUU
Molecule: messenger RNA, 1001 nt
Organism: Suncus etruscus (white-toothed pygmy shrew)
Lineage: Eukaryota; Metazoa; Chordata; Mammalia; Eulipotyphla; Soricidae
Gene: PIGL
Product: phosphatidylinositol glycan anchor biosynthesis class L
Exons: 7
Coding region: 9-770 (253 amino acids)
Biological process (GO): GPI anchor biosynthetic process
Cellular component (GO): endoplasmic reticulum
Molecular function (GO): N-acetylglucosaminylphosphatidylinositol deacetylase activity
Source: RefSeq, a predicted model, not a curated record